Lolium rigidum is the source of this 2264-nucleotide messenger RNA. Its product is annotated as peptidyl-prolyl cis-trans isomerase PASTICCINO1. The transcript has 20 exons. Lineage: Eukaryota; Viridiplantae; Streptophyta; Magnoliopsida; Poales; Poaceae. The record is from RefSeq and is a predicted model, not a curated record. Gene Ontology annotation, molecular function: protein binding; peptidyl-prolyl cis-trans isomerase activity. Bases 192 to 2072 code for a protein of 626 amino acids.
AAGUCCAAGCCAGUCUAGGUGAGCAGCGCUGCCUCUACCGCAACUGCUCAACUGCUCACAUCCGCCAUUAAUCACACACAAGCACGCACUAACGCACACGAUUAGAGAGUAGAUAGAUCGAUCCCCUCCCCCGGCCCGCAUCACAACCAUCUCCACGCCGCCGGCGAGCCGCUGUUCCGGAAGCUUCAGCCAUGUCCCACGACGACCCCCCGCCGGCUGCCGCCAAGAAGAAAUCGCCCGCAGAGGAGGCGGCCGAGAAGAGGAGGGAGAAGCUUACCCCUGGGAGCUUGAUGAAGGCGGUUAUACGGUCAGGCAGUGGCGACGCCACCCCUGCAGACGGAGAUCAGGUCAUACUUCAUUGCACUACUCGCACCAUGGGUGGCAUUGUUGUAAAUUCUACAAGAAGGGAACAUGGAGGUAAAGGAGUCCCACUCAGAUUUGUUUUAGGAAGGAGCAAAAUGAUCCUUGGCUUUGCUGAAGGCUUUCCAACCAUGCUGAAGGGUGAAAUUGCUAUGUUCAAAAUGGAGCCGAAAAUACACUAUGCGGAGGAUGAUUGUCCGGUUGCAACUCCAGAUGGCUUCCCAAAAGAUGAUGAACUUCAGUUCGAGAUUGAGAUGUUGGAUUUCUUUAAAGCCAAGGUAAUAUCUGAGGAUUUAGAAGUUGUAAAGAAGAUAGUUGACGAAGGCAAGGGAUGGGAAACACCUAGAGAACCAUAUGAAGUGACGGCACGGAUAACAGCCAGAACAGCAGAUGGAAAAGAUAUUCUUCUAAGUAAAGAAGGACCCUAUUUCUUUACUCUGGGUAAAUCGGAGGUACCUAAAGGGCUUGAGAUGGGAAUUGGAUCAAUGGCACGCAAGGAAAAAGCAACUAUUUAUGUUAGCAGUACCUAUUUGACAGGGUCCUCACUAAUGCCACAACUUGAAGGUCUUGAAGAAGUUCAUUUUGAGGUUGAACUUGUUCAAUUUACUCAGGUGAGGGAUAUGCUUGGUGAUGGCCGCCUCAUAAAACGACGUGUAGUUGAUGGAAGAGGUGAAUUUCCUAUGGAUUGUCCUCUUCACGAUAGCUUGUUAACAGUUCACUAUAAGGGGAUGCUCCUUGAUGAACCAAAGUCGGUAUUUUAUGAUACAAAAAUUGAUAAUGAUGGUGAACCAUUGGAGUUCUGUUCCGGAGAAGGGCUGGUUCCUGAAGGAUUUGAAAUGUGUGUUCGACUAAUGCUUCCUGGUGAAAAAUCUGUUGUCACCUGCCCUCCAGAUUUUGCAUAUGAUAAAUUCCCAAGGCCAGCGAAUGUUCCUGAAGGAGCUCAUGUUCGAUGGGAAAUUGAACUACUUGGAUUUGAAGUUCCCAAGGAUUGGACUGGCUUGAACUUCAAAGAAAUCAUGGAAGAGGCAGAUAAAAUUAAGAGCACGGGUAACAGAUUAUUUAAAGAAGGGAAAUUUGAACUUGCAAAGGCAAAAUACGAGAAGUUACUUCGGGAGUAUAACCACGUGCAUCCUCAAGAUGACGAAGAGGGAAAAAUCUUUGCCAGUUCAAGAAAUUCUCUACAUCUAAAUGUAGCUGCUUGCUACCAGAAGAUUGGUGAAUACAGAAAAUCUAUUGAAGCAUGCAAUAAGGUGCUAGAUGCAAAUCCUGUGCACGUCAAAGCUCUUUACCGCCGAGGAAUGUCAUACAUGUUAGGUGGGGACUUUGAUGAUGCAAAGAAUGAUUUUGAGAAGAUGAUUACCGUCGACAAGUCUUCGGAGCCUGAUGCUACAGCUGCUCUUCUUAAACUUAAACAAAGGGAACAGGAAAUUGAAAAGAAGGCAAGGAAGCAGUUCAAAGGACUUUUUGACAAGAAGCCAGGAGAGAUUUCUGAAGUUGGUGCGGAAUCAGAGGGUGCUAAGAACGUGGGCGACGCGGCAGGAUCUAGUGAGGCAGUGACAAGUACUGAUAGAGAUGGAAGCGUGGAGUCUAGUCCGCGCGCAGAACCAGAUUAUGCCUUCGAGGAAGAGAGGCCAGGCAUUAUUGGCCGCGUGUGGCCUUCGGCGAGGCGGAUUUUCUCCUCUCUUGGUCUAAACAGGUGCACAAUACUCUGAGCAAGUUCUCUAACAGGAAACUCUGAGCGGGUGUACCACUACCGUGAUAGCGAGGAAAGUAAAUUGUAAACAAAUUUUUUGAGGGCUUUCUGACAUAUACAGUCGUCCUGUACAAAGAAUUAAUCUUAAUUGUGUGAAUUUAUGUAUGGGGACUGUAUCAGUUUAUAUGUUCAGAGAAAUGGUACCAGUUUA